Molecule: messenger RNA, 1013 nt
Organism: Triticum aestivum (bread wheat)
Lineage: Eukaryota; Viridiplantae; Streptophyta; Magnoliopsida; Poales; Poaceae
Product: cyclin-D5-3
Exons: 2
Coding region: 198-560 (120 amino acids)
Source: RefSeq, a predicted model, not a curated record
CGCCGGCACCCCGUUCCCGUACCUGAGCUGCUUCGCAGCCAGGUUCCGGCACGACGAGCGCAAGGCCAUCGUCCUGCGCGCCGUCAAGUGCAUCUUCGCCUCCAUCAAAGGUCAGACCACCCCCUGCUCCCGUUCCACCCCAUCAUCCCAUCGGAUCGGAUCAUGAAAAGAUCUCUCGUGUGCGUGUGUGUGCAACGAUGAGGUCGGUGGAGUACCAGUCGUCGACCAUGGCGCUGGUGCCGAUCCUGGUCGCGCGCGGCGGCAGUGAGGGGACGACGGGCCCGAACCUAGAGGAGGAGCUCAAGGCGAUCUUGGGCUCAUCAUGGCAGCAAUUACAAACCGGGCAUGUGUGUUCCUGCUACAGCGUGAUGAUUCAAGAGGAGGACAGGUCCGUGCAGUCGAGCAGGGAGGUGGCUUCCUCCGACGUCUCCGCCGCCGCCCCCGCCGGGAGCCCGGGCACCUCCGUCGCCAUGGCCGUGGCCGCCAACGACAAUAAAGCCAUUGCCACCACCUCGGCGGACAAUAAGAGGAGAAGGCUGCAUUUUCCUCAGCGCCAGUAGGCAAUGGGAGGAGCUGGAUGGAUGUUUUGGCUAGAGUUCAGCUCGCACUCCAGCUGCUGCUGAUUUCUGUCACCCCCCUAGCCUUAGACUUUUUUUCAUUAGCUUGAGCAGUGAUUUUGGUGGUGGUGGUGGCUAAAUAGGGGGCAGGAUUUGAUUCUUGUGAUUGUGCAAUUAUUACAGCUGAUUGGUAAGUUAGGAUCGGAAAGAUUUUGGUUUUCAGGAGAUCUUUCCCGUCCCAGGCUUAAAAAGGCGGUGUAAAGAGGAGAGAGAGAGAGAGAGAAAGGCCAAGCAGCAGUAGUGUACUGCUACAAAGAGCUCUCAGCUCAGCUCAAAGUGAGGUGAAAAGAAAAGAGUGUAAAGCCUAGGCAUGAGUUUCCAAGGGAAUGAUUUUGAGCAGGGCGCUGGGCAUGUAUUCGUGACGCUCCUCCCGGUGGUAACGCUCAAGUCAGCACC